AUGUUCUGUUUUUAUUUCAAGCACAAAUCGGCGGCCGUUUUCAUGGCCGCUUUCACGCUGAUUACCGGCUUCGUUGGUAUAUUAAUAUGCACCAGCCAGUUGCAUUUUGCGCCUGGUAAAACUCGGGAGAAUUAUUUGUGUUUCUCGAUCUUCCAUUUGAUAGCGAGUAUCGUAAUUAUAUCUGGAUUGAUUUGGGAAGAACCCGCGUUGAUUUUAUUGUACGAAGGACUCCAUUUGGCUACUCUAACGGCAUUUAUUACUCAUACAUUUUUCUACAUACCGAUUGGAAGGACGUUUUCCGCCAUUAUCGUCUCGACAGGUUUUGUUCUGUACUGCAUCUAUAACGUGUAUCGGUAUCAGGUAGAGUUGAAAUUGAAAAAGAAAUAUCGAAUGGGGAAAAUUUAUUUCAGUGAAACCGUCUAUUUUUGUAACGACAAUAUCCGUUAA
Messenger RNA from Phyllotreta striolata, 447 nucleotides. Lineage: Eukaryota; Metazoa; Arthropoda; Insecta; Coleoptera; Chrysomelidae. The record is from the annotation of a GenBank genome assembly.